AUGAAGGUCAAGGUCCACGGGGUCAAAAGUCAUAGCAUGCUUAAAUCUCCUUCCACAGCUCCUUCCACAGAUUGUAAAGAUCUUCGAGAUAAUGGUCAGGCUAAUUCCGGUGUGUACGAAAUUUAUCCCUAUGGGACGAGCUCCAGACCUGUCAGAGCUUAUUGUGAUAUGGACGCAAUGGAUGGAGGAUGGACGGCCAUUCAGAAACGAGUUGACGGAUCUGUAAGAUUUAACAAGAGUUGGACAGAAUACAAGAAUGGUUUUGGUUCUCCGGAAGGGAAUGUCUGGAUAGGAAAUGACGUUAUCCAUCAGUUAACAAAGGGAAAGAACUCAUCCCUCUAUGUUUCUAUCACACUCUUGAAUGGCACGACACUGUAUCAGUUGUACGAUGGAUUCUCUGUUUCCGAUGAAGCAGAAAAAUACAAACUUUUCCUGACGGGAAGCAUCAAGGGGACCUUAGAUGACAGUAUGUUGGACACACAUUAUGGUCGUUUGUCUGGGAUGUACUUUAGUACAUUAGACAGGGAUAACGACAAUCACAUGAUAAACUGUGCUCUUCUUCUCGGAGGAGGUUGGUGGUAUAACGAAUGUCACAAAGCUUUCCUCAACGGGCCCUGGUCCAAAAUCAACUGGAAACAGGUCUGGGGUUCCAUAAUUACAGAUGGAAGAGAAGUUAGAGGGACGAUGAUGCUUAUUAAGCGUAAUUAA
Messenger RNA from Saccostrea echinata, 708 nucleotides. Its product is annotated as ficolin-2-like. The record is from RefSeq and is a predicted model, not a curated record. The transcript has 5 exons. Bases 1 to 708 code for a protein of 235 amino acids. NCBI's taxonomy places the organism in Eukaryota, Metazoa, Mollusca, Bivalvia, Ostreida, Ostreidae.